Akanthomyces muscarius is the source of this 987-nucleotide messenger RNA. RefSeq lists its product as uncharacterized. NCBI's taxonomy places the organism in Eukaryota, Fungi, Ascomycota, Sordariomycetes, Hypocreales, Cordycipitaceae. The record is from RefSeq and is a predicted model, not a curated record. Gene Ontology annotation, cellular component: endoplasmic reticulum. Gene Ontology annotation, biological process: fatty acid elongation. The coding region runs from base 1 to 987 and encodes 328 amino acids. The transcript has a single exon.
AUGACAACCGCAAUCAUCUACAUAUUGGCAGCCAUAGGGGCUGGAGUCAUCCUCCUAGCCAUUAUUUCAGCCGUCAGAUUCGUCUCUCUCCAUUUUCUCCAUCCUAAGCAACCGCUCGAGCGAUACAAGCGGUCAAGCGCAGAGCCUGCGUAUGCGUUGAUUACGGGCGCAAGCGCAGGGAUUGGCUUUGGCAUUGCAAAAGAACUCGCGAAGCACGGAUUUGGAGUGGUCAUCUUAGGCCAUGUACAAGAUGAGCUACAAGCCGCUAAAAAAGCGCUCGAGGUUGCGACACCUGGCGCGCGCGUGCGCGUCAUUGUGAUGGACGCUAUCAAGGCAACUCCAGUUGAUAUGCAAGACAUGAUUGAAUCUCUCAAAGACAUCAACCUGACCAUAUUGGUGAACAAUGUUGGAGGCAGCGCCGUUGGACCGCCGCCCUUCCGAGAGCUCAUGACCUACUCAGCUGCUGACGUCGAUGUCGUCAUCAAUCAAAACUCGCGGUUCAUGGCAUUGCUCACAUCUCUAAUGAUACCUGUUCUGUCAAAUUCAUCCUCCAGCCCGGAGGAUCGGUCAUUGAUACUCAAUCUCUCAAGCCAGGGUAUGGCUGGUGUCCCGUUCAUCGUAAUGUACGGCGCCACAAAGGCCUUCAACCAUGGAUUCAGCGUUGGCCUCGCUCGAGAACUGGAAAACUCUCCAAAUACGAGGAACGUGGAUUGUUUGGCGAUUAUUCCCGGAGAUGUACUGUCCCAGGGCAAUUCGAAGGGAGUAGCUGAAGCCGCCCCAAAGGCCGAUUAUUUCGCGACGCAGGUUGUAUAUACGGUCGAUGCUGCCAUUAGGCAGAGAUUACGAGCAGUAUCUCCGUACUGGCGUCAUGAUGUUGAGUGGAGGCUGAUGGGGUGGCUAGGCGAAGAUAUUGUGAGCCAAGAAGUCGUAAAGGUUAUCGGCACGAAGCGGGACGCGUGGAAUGCCCACUGCACGAAAACAGAAUAG